Molecule: messenger RNA, 1039 nt
Organism: Cheilinus undulatus (humphead wrasse)
Lineage: Eukaryota; Metazoa; Chordata; Actinopteri; Labriformes; Labridae
Gene: epdr1
Product: ependymin related 1
Exons: 3
Coding region: 96-734 (212 amino acids)
Biological process (GO): cell-matrix adhesion
Cellular component (GO): extracellular region; lysosome
Molecular function (GO): calcium ion binding
Source: RefSeq, a predicted model, not a curated record
AGAUCUAACUGUAUGGAGCUUGCUUACAUCAGGUGCAGCACGCACAACAACAAUAACGGCUCUCAGCUAGCAUUUCUGUGGUUCUCUCCGUUACAAUGCUACGGCCCUUAUUUGUAUUCGUGGCCGCAACAGGCUCCUCCGUUCUCGGCCUCCGCAAGUUCGACGUCUUCGCGGCUGCCGGGCCCUGCCAAGCCCCGGUCCAGUGGGAAGGCAGGUGGGUGCAGUACGACCACAGCACCGGGAGGAACAGCCGAGCCGCUGUGUCAUACGACAGCCUGAACCAGAGGCUCCGAGUGCUGCAGCAACACAAGAAACACACCCCGUGUCAGAAGUUUUUUGAGUACAUCUUCUUGUACCAGAGCAUGGUGAUGUUCCAGAUUGACCAGAAGACUAAGGAUUGCUCUAAGAUCACUCUUACUGAGGCCUGGGAUCCCUUUGACAUCCCAGAUAACUCCACCUUUGAGGACCAGUACUUCAUUGGAGGCCCUGGGGACAAUGUGGAGGUUCAGGAGUGGUCAGACAGGAAGCCGGCACGCCAACAUGAGACCUGGGUGGGCGUUUACACCCUGAAGGACUGCUACCCGGUUCAGGAAACUUACACCAGGAACAGCAGCGUCACCACCUCCACCCGUUUCUUCAACAUCCAGCUGGGCAUCAGCGACCCAAACGUCUUCACCCCACCCAGCACCUGCCAAUCAGCUCGGCCUGAGCGGAUGUCUGAGUCUGACUGCUGAGGCCUUGCCAGCCUGCACCUUUAAUCUUAGAUACUUAAAGAGAUAAUCUCACUGAUUUUUUCUGUUACAUAAAUGUCUUUUGCCUGAGCUAACACAAACAGCAUUUGUACCUUGCAAAGUUAAAGAUAAAAACUACUGACAAUGACAAUGAGACCAUUCAUGUGCUCCUGUGACAGUGCUUUUCCAAGUUUGUUGUGAAUGCAGGAUUAUACCAGGGCUUUCUGUAGGCUGUCAGCCAAACAGCCACUUAAUCACAGCCGGCUAUGUUUUUCUAUUGUUGAUUCUAAUAAAAUAAUAUUCACUAA